Molecule: messenger RNA, 2605 nt
Organism: Diachasmimorpha longicaudata
Lineage: Eukaryota; Metazoa; Arthropoda; Insecta; Hymenoptera; Braconidae
Gene: Tert
Product: telomerase reverse transcriptase-like
Exons: 7
Coding region: 1-2469 (822 amino acids)
Biological process (GO): telomere maintenance via telomerase
Cellular component (GO): telomerase catalytic core complex
Molecular function (GO): telomerase RNA binding; telomeric repeat DNA binding
Source: RefSeq, a predicted model, not a curated record
AUGGCGUUGAUAGCCACCAGACCCCAAAGGGAACCGGGAUAUCUGAAGGAGCUCGAGCAGUCUGAUCUUGAUUGGAUGGAAUCGUCGUUUGGAAAGCAGAUUCGAAACGAUAUAGAAGACGGCCUCGUUAAGGUAAAGAAGACGUAUCGAGGUGGUUACUUCAGUUUAACUGAGGACACACUCAUGCGAUGUAGAAGAUACUUGGCAGAUGCCGCAGAAUUCGAUCCUUAUAAACAUCUACGAUUAAUCGCCGAGGGAACAAUCCCCAGUGAUUCAACUACUGCGUACGAUGAUAGUGACUCAGAGCUUCCCCGCUACACUAGAUCCAGGGGAAAGUCAACAUGGCCUGAUGCCAAGAGGCUACAACGGGAGCAUCCUGAGGACAUAUCUGCUUUAGGCUUUCCCAAAAAGCAUUUAUUUAAUCGUAACAUCGCUAAAUGGUCAUUGAUGAGGACUGUCUUCAGGGGCGCCAAAGACGUGAGAUAUGCUGAACAGUGUCGCCCUGCACUGGACCCGAUCAUGCAAAUGUUUGUAUUGAAUCAUAGAGAGUUUCGGUAUGCCCGCAUUAUAAACGAUUUGACUGAAAAGGCCAAGUGCCAUCUUGUGGUUGAAAUGCCUGAGAAAGAGUUGAGAAAAUUUUUCAGUAUGAUAAUGCGAUUAGUGGUACCCAGGGAACUGUUUGGAACCCUUGGUAAUGUCAAACAGGUACAGAAAAGCAGUAUCGAUUACAUAUUCUCACCCAAACGAGAACAGGUUCGAGUUGGAUAUAUUGUUAAAAUGUUAAAUCUCGAUGACAUAAAGUGGCUGAAGGCUACUGGCGAACAGAAUACAAAAAUUCACCUCAUGAGAACUUUUAUGAAGUGGUUCCUACGCCAGUACAUCAAGGUCAUUAUCAAUAGCUACUUCUUUCAACCGAUUCAGCGUUCUGGGUCUCAACGGAUUCUAGUCCCUCUGCAGAAGUGGAUACAGCAUCGUGACAAUUUCAUCUCUCAGUUGGUCGAGACUGAGGUACUUGAGAAGGUUUCAGAUUUGACGAAUGUUGAAUUGAGUUCAGAUCACUCGCAAGAUGAUGUUCCACAAGCUUUUAUGAAAUUUCAUAUUAAAAGUGGUGGACUACGACCGAUUUAUAAAGCAGCGACAACGGCGAAGCAGAAGAGCGCAGCACAGGUCCUGAAACAAUUGCUGAUGCAGGCUUGGGCCUUGAAGUCUGAGGUUUUUGUUCAGAAACAGUUGUCCAGCUUCUGGGAGUCAAUCGUUAAGGUUGGAAGAACCAAUGGAAAACCCAUGUACUUUGUAACAGCUGAUCUGACUGAUGCAUAUGGGUCUAUUAUUCAAGACAAACUGUUGACGAUAGUACAGGACAUCAUCCAGGAUCUCCCUGAAGAACUCAUACUGAGGCCCAUCGAAGUACUGAACCCGACGUACAACUUCCGAAAGUUCGGACUUCUCCGGCAGUUCUACGAUGAGUCUUUGCCACUUCUGCUAUCGUCUAAUAAACUUUUUGAAUGGCGUCAUUAUUCUCCGAGUUACAAAUAUUAUAAAUCACACAUGAUGGAAAGAUUAACAGACUACGUGAAAAAUCAAAUGGUGAUUAUCGGUCGCGAAAAAUACAGACUCAAUCGUGGAGUGGCCCAAGGUCUCCCUGCAUCAACUAUUUUGGCCAAUAUUUAUUAUGGAACAGUGGAGAUGGAAGAGCUCCAGGAAUUCAAACAGAAGGGAUGGUUGGCAAGAUACAUGGAUGAUUUUCUCUAUGUCACGAGUGAUAGACAAUCAGCAGAGAAAUUCUUGGACUUAAUCAGAACAGGAAUUCCCAAGUACAAUUGUCGCUUCAACCCCACGAAAACUCACACAAAUCUGUUAUCAUCUUCCGAGACAAAUUUUACAUUCCUAGGAUUCAACUUUAACAUGACCACGUUUGAAGUUCACCCAGAUUAUUCAUUUCCAAUCACUCAGUUUAAUUCGGGUUGGGUAUUAGAUAAUAGAAGGAACCAAAUAAAGACAUUUCAUGAUAAACUCGUAAACGUGCAAAUUGCGAAGCUGGAUAAAGUUGUUCUCAGUUCUAACAUCAAUUCGAAAAAACGAGUCAUCAAAACAAUGCUUGCUGCUGCCCAACGUUUGGGUCACAAGUGCCGUGUUUUAAUAAUGCAAUUGUUCAAUCUGGAUCGCCUCAACAAGAAAACAAUCUCCAGUGUAACUGAAGAGUUGAUGAACAAACUCAUUGCAAUUUACAAGCACCAAUGUGACGAAGCUGACCCUAAGGGAUUGUUCUCCCUAAGAAGAAAAAUGUUGAAAAAGUACUUCGGCGAACUUCGAAAACAUAAGAAAUUAAAUUUUCAACUAUUUCGAAAGCUUCAGCUGACGGAGGAAGACUGCUCAAAAAAUUGCAGGAAACGGAAACGCAGUAUUACCGAUGAUGAGCAGAACGAUCGACGAUCUAAGAUAAAACUGUCAGAUCCACACGAGUUGUAAUUUCGAUCAUUGCAUCAUUGCAAUGUUCAGAGGCCACUUUUCUAUGUUGAAUUCUACGUAAUUAAUGUUUGAUAUAAUUUUUUCUUUUAUAAUGUUCGAUUUUAUGGUAAAUGUUUAAUAUAACUCUUGACUGCCA